Messenger RNA from Oncorhynchus mykiss (rainbow trout), 2519 nucleotides. Its product is annotated as docking protein 6-like. The record is from RefSeq and is a predicted model, not a curated record. Gene Ontology annotation, biological process: cell surface receptor protein tyrosine kinase signaling pathway. NCBI's taxonomy places the organism in Eukaryota, Metazoa, Chordata, Actinopteri, Salmoniformes, Salmonidae. Gene Ontology annotation, cellular component: cytoplasm.
GCUGCGCCGACGCCGGCUGUUGCCCGAGCAUUGACACCGCAGCAGGUUGCCGUGUUGCUUUUAUGUUGUGGAUAUCGGACUGAUUCCGCGGUGGUAGACUUUUUUUGUGGCCGAAAAGGAGGUUACUUUUCUGGGGCAGUGGCGGACCACGCUGACCAUGGCCUCCAACUUCAAUGAUAUAGUGAAACAGGGAUACGUGCGGAUACGGAGUAAGAAACUAGGGAUCUUCAGGAGGUGUUGGCUGAUGUUUAAGAAGGCGUCCAGUAAAGGCCCAAGGCGGUUAGAGAAAUACCCAGACGAGAAGGCAGCAUACUUCCGGAGCUUUCACAAGAUCACAGAGCUCCGCAGUAUCAAGAACAUUACACGGAUGCCAAGGGAGACCAAGAAACAUGCCGUGGCAAUCCUCUUUUACGACCAGACGUCCAAGACGUUUGCCUGUGAGUCAGAGCUGGAUGCAGAGGAGUGGUGGAAGCUGCUGUGUGUGGAGUGUCUAGGAAGUUGUCUGAACGACAUCAGCCUGGGAGAACCAGACCUGUUAGCAACGGGGGUGCAACGGGAGCAGAACGAGCGGUUCAACGUGUACCUGAUGCCCACUCCCAACCUGGACAUCUAUGGGGAGUGUACGAUGCAGAUCACACAUGAGAACAUCUACCUGUGGGACAUCCACAACGCCCGCGUCAAACUGAUCAUGUGGCCCCUCAACUCACUGAGGAGAUACGGACGAGACUCCACCUGGUUCACUUUCGAGUCAGGAAGGAUGUGUGACACAGGGGAGGGUCUGUUUACGUUCCAGACGCGGGAGGGAGAGAUGAUGUACCAGAGAGUCCACUCAGCCACCCUGUCCAUCGCACAGCAACACGAGAGGAUGAUGGAGGAGAAGACUUCACAGACACACUCCAACCAGACAACGUUAACCAAGUCCAUCUCCCUGCCUCGCAGUGCCUACUGGCAUCACAUAAUGCGCCAGAACAGUGUUGGAGACAUCUACAGCUACCAAGGUACUAGCCUGACGAUGACCCUGAUGACCCGAGCACAGACCUUCCCCAGCUUCGUCUCUGGAAAGACAGAAGAAGAGCAGUCCUCUCAGCACCAGGAAGAGGCACUAUCCCCCUCUAGUGGCUACGGCUCAAACUGCAGCCAGGUGACUCUCCAAUGACAAGUAGCUUCAGAACAAAACUGGACAUUCCAACACUUUAGAAAGCCUGUAGAAAUAUGUAUAGGAACAUGUAUGAUGUAUCAUUUUAUGUUAAUACAUUAUGGUGAUAGUGUUAAUUGUAGACAGGUACAUAUACAUAUAUAUACUUAUAUAUAUAUAUAUAUAUACUUAUGAAAGGAUUAUUGCGGGACACCUGCUGGGUCCUGUUCAUUAGGGAGAUCUGUUCUACCUUUCUGUAAUGUUUGUGGCUGUUUCAGUCUGUCCACCUGCAACCAGCACCACCAAAUGGUCUGCUUGUCCAAGAGUACAGGUCUGAACGUACGGUAUGUGUAGAAUCAUCUCAACUUCAAAAGGCAUGAACAAAUACACACGAUUCAAAUGUUAGCAAAGUCUGAGAAACAGGACUGUAAGGCUUAGACUUUAUAACUCUGACCCUCGUGGGCUCCAGAGUGGCGCAGCGGUCUAAGGCACUGCAUCUCCAUGCUUCAGAUGUCACUCCAGACACCCUGGUUCGAAUCCAGACUGAAUCACAACCGGCUGUGAUUGGGAGUCCCAUAGGGACUUAUUGUAAAAUAAGGUUUUUUUCUUAAAUGACUUGUUAAAUUACAUGUAAAAUACAGUGUCAAAAAAAAGUAUGUGAACCCUUUGGAAUUACCUGGAUUUCUGCAUAAAUUGGUCAUCACAUUUGAUCUGAUCUUCAUCUAGGUCACAACAAUACACAUUCUUCUUAAACUAAUAAUACACAAAAAAAAAGUAUACAUUUUAAUGUCUUUAUUGAACACACCGUGUAAACAUUCACAGUGGAGGGAAAAAAGUAUGUGAACCCUUGGAUUUAACAACUAUUUGACCCUCCUUCGGCACCAAUAAUCUCAACCAAAUGUUUUCUGUAGUUGCGGAUCAGAUCUGCACAACGGUCAGGAGGAAUUUUGGACCAUUCCUCUUUAAAAAAACUGUUUCAGUUCAGCAAUAUUCUUUGGAUGUCUGGUGUGAACUGCUUUCUUGAGGUCAUGUCACAGCAUCUCGAAUCGGGUUGAGGUCAGGACACUGACUGGGCCACUCUAGAAGGCUAAUUAUCUUCUGUUGAAGCGAUUCUGUUGUUGAUUUACUUCUGUGUUUUGUGUGGUUGCUUUGUUGCAUCACCCAACUUCUGUUGAGCUUCAAUUGGCAGACAGAUAGCCUAGCAUUCUCCUGUAAAAUGGCUUGAUAAACUUCAGAAUAAAAAUUUUCGUCGAUGAUAGGAAGCUGUCUAGGCCCUGAGGCAGCAAAGCAGCCCCAAACCAUGAUGUUCCCUCCACCAUACUUUACAGUGGGGAUGAGGUUUUGAUGUUGGUGGGCUGUCCCUUUUUGUCUCCACACAUAGUGU